Molecule: messenger RNA, 3753 nt
Organism: Glarea lozoyensis ATCC 20868
Lineage: Eukaryota; Fungi; Ascomycota; Leotiomycetes; Helotiales; Helotiaceae
Product: MFS general substrate transporter
Exons: 10
Coding region: 1-3753 (1250 amino acids)
Biological process (GO): dipeptide transport; tripeptide transport; transmembrane transport
Cellular component (GO): plasma membrane
Molecular function (GO): allantoate transmembrane transporter activity; dipeptide transmembrane transporter activity
Source: RefSeq, a predicted model, not a curated record
AUGGCUUCAAUAGACCCAGAGAAGUCGGCUCACGAGCAGCAGUUUCAUGCUUCUACUGUAAAGAGAGCUGACGAUAUUUCUCCGGCGUCUUCAACACAUGCCGAUGAGGCAUAUGAGCUCUACAAGAAUGGAAAAGGAUUGGACAUUGAUCCUGCCGAGUACAAAAGAGUCCUUCGAAAGAUUGAUUUCCGCAUUAUACCUAUUUUGUUUGUUACCUAUAUGCUUCAGUAUCUUGACAAAAACUCGAUCAAUUUUGCCAGCGUAUAUGGAUUGAAAAAGGGAACACAUCUACAGGGACAAGAUUAUUCAUGGCUCGGCUCGAUCUUUUACUUCGGAUACCUCUUUGCACAAUUUCCAGCAGGGUACUUACUUCAGCGUCUUCCAAUUGGGAAAUUCUUGAGUCUUGCAACGAUCGGAUGGGGGAUAGUACUUAUUACUACACCGGCUUGCACAUCUUUCGCGGGGAUAGCUACGAAUCGGUUCUUGCUCGGUGCAAUUGAGGCGACUGUGAAUCCAGGCUUCGUACUUAUAAUGAGCAUGUGGUACACAAGUGCGGAACAACCUUUACGGCUUGAGAUUUAUUACUGUACCAAUGGAAUUGCCACUAUGUUUGGCGGCUUAAUCGGCUACGCGGUGGGCCAUAUCACAACCGGUCUCGCGAAAUGGAUGUACGUCUUUUUGAUAUUCGGAUCGGUCUCAAUUGCCUGGGGUAUUGUCUCCCUCAUCUUCCUUCCAGAUCUUCCGUCCACCACCAAAUUCCUCACCGAAUCCGAACGUCUUGUAGCCGUUGCUCGCGUCGCGGCAAACCGUCAAGGUGUUAAGAACCACCACUUCUCCAAAUACCAAGCAUGGCAGACUGUUAAAGAUCCGAAGACAUGGAUUCUUUUCGUAAUGGCAACAGGAGCGCAAGUACCAAAUUCUGCGUUGACUAGUUUCACAAGCAUAAUCGUCGGAUCAUUUGGCUUCGACACUCUUGGUACGCAAUAUCUGCAAAUUCCAGGUGGAGCAGUUCAAUUUCUUGCACUUAUCGCUGGUGGCUUUGUUUGCACCAAAUGGCCAAACAACACACGCUGUCUGACCAUGAUAUUCGCCAAUAGCGUCUGCAUUAUCGGGGCUGGUUUACUCGUAGGUCUUCCGACUGAUAAUAAAUGGGGACGUCUCGUGGCUCUCUGGUUAUGUUACUUCCAGGGUCUAGGAUUCAGUCUCAGUCUCACAAUGGUGAGUAGUAAUGUCGCCGGUUACACCAAGAAACAACUCACUGGAGCGGUUCUGUUUACUGGAUAUUGUGUUGGAAACAUCAUUGGUCCACAAACAUUUAUUGAUAAGGAAGCUCCAAAAUAUCACAGCGCCUACAUUGCGAUGCUGGUGGGCUAUACUGUAAAGCUUGCGAUGGUCAUUGUUUUAUAUAUCUACAUGUGGUCGGUGAAUAAAAGCAGAGAUAGAGCGCAAGCUGAAGGUGGAGUACUUAGUGAAGAGGAAGAAAGAGAGGCUGUUGAAAAGGGAAUGUUGGAUGUCACAGAAAUUGACAACAAAGGUUUUAGGCAAUCUCAGUCGGUAAUUAUUUUAAACUUAACACCAGGUCGAAAAGCCACAGAUCACAAAGACACAGGCAGGCGGCCUGACAGACGUAUUGCGACUAUGGUGAACUCAAUCGCACUUAGUGUCUUACGCGGGAUCGUAUAUCCUGGAUAUGCUGAAGAAACGACAGGCGCUACAACCUCUCCCAGUGAAGAAAUCGCGCCUGGUUAUGCAGAAGGCCGAGAUGGCACCAACAAUCGGUGUAACAAAGACGAAACUGCAGUCUCCGAGGUGUCCGAGGAUGAUAGCAGAGAUGGAGAAAUACUGCAAGAAUUCUUGCCGUUCCCACGACUUCCGGGCGAACUACGAAUCAUGAUUUGCGAAGUGGCUAUCUAUGCACUUCCUGGUCAAGUCAGACACUUUCCAUCUAUUAAGAAUCCUCCUUCGUGGUUGUUCGAGGAAAGACCGCUCGCAUUAUCCGAGGCUGAGAUCAAUCCAUACAACGAUAUUCUCUGGCUGGAGGAUCCUCAUGACUUCAGAAGAAUUGUUUGGGCUUCACCGGGGAAGCUUCGAGAUACCGUUAAGCAGAUACGAAGUAUUGGAUUUCAUGAGGACAACCACGGUGGCUGGUUUCCCGAUGCUGAAGAUCCUGGGCUUAAUAUUCGGGAUUCUCACCUGCCUCUUCUUCAAGAUAUCUUUCCUAGUAUGCAGACCAUUUGGGUGGUUCCCGCGAACCAAGCCCUUUGGUCGACACCUACAGCUGCGCCUUGGUUCUCACAAAAUGAUUUUACUCAUGGCGAGCUUUCCGGUGAUUUGAGUAUCCUCACCUUUGCUAUCCUCACCUUUGCAUCAUUUGCCGCUUCUAUUGGACAAAAUGCGCAAGACUAUGCCCUUCAAGCCGCGAACCAGCAAUAUGGCAGUCACUCGUCGUAUUACGCGUUUUCUAAUGGAAACACAAGACCAUUCGACCAAAACAGUCAAGUCCCUCGAACACAAACGAAUCCAUUUCUGACGUCUAAUUUUUUCAACAUGCCGCCGAGUAUGCAAGCAAAUGAAUUUCCACCUACCAACCAGUUUACUGUUCACGGUACUCAGACGCCAUACCACGAAUCUCCUCAACAGACGUAUCGAUCGUUUGAUCCUCACGCUCCCUUGACACUCGAGCAACAGCAAUAUCUCCAUGCACAGUUCGCUGUGACCAGGGCAGCCCUUUCGAGCGUUGGGACACACCCACAGCAGAGAUACAGUCAAGUCAACCCCACUCACUGGAAUCAACCACCAAACAAUCAAUUUGGCGAACCGCUCAGCCUGCCACCCACGAUCCUAGCACCUCCUGUUCUUCCCAAGAUGUUUCGUCCAGAAAAUAUUGUGGAAACAUUUACACUCGUCCCCAAUCAAUCAAAAUCCGACUUUGAAGAGAUACUGGUCACCCGCACAAAAGUUAUGGGGUCGGCGGAGCCAGGUCCCAAAGCUCUCAUUUCAUUCCAUCUCUUUCCACGCCUGCCUGUCGAAAUCCGAAUGCGAAUCUUCGUUACAGCACUAUCUAACAUUCCUGGUAAACACAUUCAGCUUGUCGCCAUUCAGAGCCCCACGACAGAGACUUCAUUCUUCAAUCCAGCGAACCCACCUUGUCCCAUCCGCCAAGUCUGUAAAGAAGCUCGCUAUGGUCUCUUCAACGAUUGCAUUCAAAUCAAUAAUAUCCAAGAUUGGAAAGGUAUAACCAGACCCAUCGCAUUCAACCCGGACAAGGACUGUUUGGUUUUCGACUGUGAUGUUGGAGUUGACAAGUUGCUACAAUUCGCCGAAAUCGUAGGCGUCGAAACUGCUCAGAAAAUUCAAAAGAUCUGCAACAUAACGAAUCAACAUAAGUUUGUUCCAUUUAAUACUGAAGCCGAAUCCGUCAAGCUAUGCAAGGUUCUCGCUGCUUUUCAAAGCUUGCGAGAGUUGCAGGUCUUACUAUCCGGCAGUUUAGUACCAACCAGUAUUUUUGUGGAUGGCCAGCUUUGGGACUGGAGGCUGGGAAGGAAAGGGUAUAGAGUGGAAGAGGUUAGCAUGCCACAGGGGAUGGUGAAGGCUAUGCAGACGCACACGACCUUCAAAUUCAUGGAAGCUAGGCAGUAUGCGUUGAGUAAAUCAUGGGAAACAUGUAAUGGCGUACCGAAGGUCGUGAUGAUGGACUUGAUUAAGGAAAGCGAUCCUGUGCCGAUGAGUUAUGAUAGUUUUACCAACUAUUAA